This is a messenger RNA of Diabrotica virgifera virgifera (western corn rootworm), 1347 nucleotides long. RefSeq names its product glyoxylate/hydroxypyruvate reductase A. The coding region runs from base 97 to 1062 and encodes 321 amino acids. The transcript has 6 exons. NCBI's taxonomy places the organism in Eukaryota, Metazoa, Arthropoda, Insecta, Coleoptera, Chrysomelidae. Gene Ontology annotation, molecular function: NAD binding. The record is from RefSeq and is a predicted model, not a curated record.
UGGCAACGUUGCUGUAUACUGUAUAAUCAGCAAAAGUAAACAUAACCUAUAAUGGAUAUAUUUUUAAUUUGCAAAUCAUACUUUUAAGUUAAUAAAAUGCAUUCGGUAAUAUCUGUGUUAAGUAGAAUAAAAAAUAUUGUUCCCGAGCUUCAAAAUGCUUUACCAAAUUUGACAUUUCACGAAGUCUCUAAUGCAGAAUUGGAUAAGCAGUUCAAGGAAUCCCACAUAAUAGUAGCAGAUUACGACCUACUAACACCGCACAUGUACAGUUUACCUCAAGCCAAAUGGGUACAAGGAACAUGGGCAGGUGUUAACGAUUUAAUGGCAAAAGUUACUCAACCUCCACCAUUUUCACUUAGCAGAUUCACCGGAAGGCAUUUUGGGGCGUUAAUGAGCGAAUAUGUUGUUGCUAAUAUUAUAAACUUUGAGAGGAAUGCAUUUGAGACUCACCAGAACCAAAAAAUGAAGCAGUGGAUAGUAGAUGGAAAAAUAGAGGAGCAUAGAGCCAUUUUUGAUUUGACUGUUGGCAUUUUAGGAUUAGGGAAUAUUGGAGAUAGAGUGGCUAGGACGUUGAACUAUAUGGGUGCUGUAGUUUUUGGCUAUGGUAGAAGACCGCACUUAAACCUUGAAGAUAAUCCUCAUAUAUCGAAGUAUUUUUCGAACCAAAUGCUUCCACAGCUUUUGCGUGAAUGUGACUAUGUUGUUAAUACUCUGCCUGAAACUCAAGAAUCGAAAUGGUUGCUAAAUGGAGAUAUUUUAGAAAAUUGUAAAGAUAAACAAGCUGUAUUUAUAAAUGUUGGUAGAGGAACAAUCAUAUCAGAAGAAGCAUUAAUAAAAGCUCUAGAGAACAAAUGGAUAUCAGGAGCAAUUUUAGAUGUCUUUGAACAAGAACCAUUACCGACUGAGAGUGCCUUGUGGCAAAUGCCUAAUGUGAUAAUUACUCCACAUGUGUCAGCUUGUUCUCGGGCAAAAGACAUAGCUCAACAGCUAAAAGACAAUUUAGAAUAUUAUAGGCAACAUUUGCCAAUCCCAGCUACUGUAGACUUCAGUAAAGGCUACUGAGGACAAAAUAUCCAAGGAUGGGCAGCUGAAAUAUCUUUUACAUAGUGAUAAUUACCCCACAUGUGUCAGCUAGUUGCCGCGCAAAAGAUAUAGCUCAACAGAUGAAAGAUAAUUUAGAAUAUUAUAGACAAAAUUUGCCCAUUCCCGCUACUGUAGACUUCAGUAAAGGUUACUGAGAACAAUAUAUCCAAAGAUGGACAGCUGAAAUAUCUUUUACAAACAAAGUGUGAUAUUUUUACCAUGUUACGUUUAAAUAUAUCUAUAAAUAUACAUUUAUCAUAUAAA